Molecule: messenger RNA, 1724 nt
Organism: Canis lupus familiaris (dog)
Lineage: Eukaryota; Metazoa; Chordata; Mammalia; Carnivora; Canidae
Gene: SIL1
Product: SIL1 nucleotide exchange factor
Exons: 10
Coding region: 163-1557 (464 amino acids)
Source: RefSeq, a predicted model, not a curated record
AUUGGGCGAGACGGCGAGCGACGUAAUAACUGCGCGCUCACGGCUGCAGAGGGUCGUCGCCGCGUCUGCGCACGGGGAGCUGGUUGCCGCUGCAGCCGCCUGGAAUUGUGGGGGUUGUGUCUGCCCCUCGGCUGCCGGGCGGGAAGCCCAAGGUCUAUAACUAUGGCUUCCCAGGGCCUGCCCCCUUCUAGGAUGGCUCUUCUGGGAAUGCUGCUUGGGCUGCUGAUGGCUUCCUGCUUCACCUUCUGCCUCAGUCAUCAGAACCCGGAGUUUGCGCUCACCAGCCCAGAGAAGAGCAGCACCAAAGAAGCGGAGAGAAAGGAUACCACAGCAGAAGAGGAGCUGGACUCUGAGGUCCUGGAGGUGUUUCACCCGACCUAUGAGUGGCAGGCCCUUCGGCCAGGUCAGGCUGUCCCUGUAGGAUCCCAUGUACGGCUGAAUCUUCAGACUGGGGCAAGAGAAGUGAAACUCCAAGAAGAGGACAAGUACAGAAAUAAUUUGAAAGGGUUGAGAAAAGGCAAAAGGCUGGACAUCAACACCAACACCUACACAUCUCAGGACCUCAAGAGCGCACUGGCAAAAUUCAAGGAGGGAGCAGAAGUGGAGAGUUCAAAGGAAGACAAGGCAAGACAGGCCAAGGUUAAACGACUCUUUCGCCCCAUUGAGGAGCUGAAGAAGGACUUUGAGGAGCUAAAUGUUGUCAUUGAGACUGACAUGCAGAUCAUGGUACGGCUGAUCAACAAGUUCAAUAGUUCCAGCUCUAGCCUAGAAGAGAAGAUUGCUGCUCUCUUUGAUCUUGAAUAUUAUGUCCAUCAGAUGGAUAAUGCACAGGACCUGCUUUCCUUCGGUGGCCUUCAAGUGGUGAUCAAUGGGCUGAACAGCACAGAGCCCCUGGUGAAGGAGUAUGCUGCGUUUGUGCUGGGGGCUGCCUUUUCCAGCAACCCAAAGGUCCAAGUAGAGGCCAUUGAGGGAGGAGCCCUGCAGAAACUGCUGGUCAUCCUGGCUACAGAGCAGCCUCUCACUGCGAAGAAGAAGGUCCUGUUUGCACUGUGCUCCCUGCUGCGCCACUUCCCCUACGCCCAACAACAGUUCCUGAAACUGGGGGGGCUGCAGGUCCUCAGGAGCCUGGUACAGGCCAAGGGCACAGAGGUGCUGGCCGUGCGUGUGGUCACUCUGCUUUAUGACCUGGUCACUGAAAAGAUGUUUGCCGAGGAGGAGGCUGAACUGACCCAAGAGUCGUCCCCAGAGAAGCUGCAGCAGUAUCGCCAGGUGCACCUGCUACCCGGCCUGCGGGAGCAAGGCUGGUGUGAGAUCACCGCCCACCUCCUGGCACUCCCUGAGCACGACGCCCGAGAAAAGGUGCUACAGACGCUGGGCGCCCUCCUGGCCACCUGCCGGGACCGCUACCACCAGGACCCCCAACUCAGCAGGAUGCUGGUCAGCCUGCAGGCUGAGUACCAGGCUCUGGCCGCCCUGGAGCUCCGAGAUGGCGAGGAUGAGGGAUACUUCCGGGAGCUGCUGGGCUCUAUCAACAGCUUACUGAAGGAGCUGAGAUGAGGCUGCUCCCUAAUGCAGGGACCAGACUGGGACAUCAGUGAGGCUGGCGGGCACCAGUUGGGGUGGGCUUCUCGGGGUACACUGGCCAGGAGGGAGGACUUCCCUACUGGGGUUGCCCACCAUCCGGGCCGUGCUGGCUUGGCCAUUAAAUGGAGGUAUGAGGGCCA